AGUUUUGGUAAAAAUGAAGAUCUAGUAGUUUUACGUUUUAACAAGGGAACCUGCCAGAGACAUCGAUUAGAGGUUCGCAAAGAAGUUCUAGUUGUAAAAGGCUGUACUAACGAACAGCGCGAAAGUGCACUACGUUCUGUAAUAAUUUUGUGAAAGAAGAUUAACCUGAAAAAUUUUCUUCUUUGAGCAAGGUGUGGUAGUUUUAAGUUCGUGAUCAAAGAGGAGCUGUCGGAUCUAUAGUCAUUUGAUAUCAUACGCGCAGCGAGUUUAUGAGUUAUCAAGAUGAUCUACUUCGUUUUCCCAAUUUUUUGCAGAGAGAUUACUUUUAAUCCAGGAUAUUCUUGUUCUGGGAAAUAUCAACAUUAGAAUCAAGUCUACCAAAUGAAUUGUACGACUUUAUUUUUCUCUAUUUAAACUCUGUCGAUAUUAUUUAUUCAUUUUUCAAUUUAAAUGAUCGUUUUAACGAUCUUAUUUAUCCGUUUUUAUGUGCAAUAGAUUUAGCCGAUAUCGAUGAGUGUUUGUUGCACAAAUAUUAUCGAACAAUUUUACCUAAAAUUCAUCAUCAUAUCAAAGCAAUUAAAGUUGAUGAUAAAAAUGUUGAUAUCGUUUUUCCAUUAUGGUUAUAUUCAAAAAUAUAUCCGAAUCUUAAAUCAGUUUUUAUAACGAAAGUUAAAAUGGAGGGAAAAUAUUUAUCAUAUUUAAAAUUAUUUAAACAAUUAUUAAAUUUAAAAAUUUAUUUUUAUAUACGAGAAUAUAAGGAAACUGUAUAA
Didymodactylos carnosus is the source of this 770-nucleotide messenger RNA. The record is from the annotation of a GenBank genome assembly. NCBI's taxonomy places the organism in Eukaryota, Metazoa, Rotifera, Eurotatoria, Philodinida, Philodinidae.